Molecule: messenger RNA, 426 nt
Organism: Cooperia oncophora
Lineage: Eukaryota; Metazoa; Nematoda; Chromadorea; Rhabditida; Trichostrongylidae
Source: the annotation of a GenBank genome assembly
CUGACCGUAACUUUCACUGAGCGCUUUAAUUUUAGGCUUCGAGGUUUAGUGCACGUCGGCAAGGUUGAGACUUCGGUGAACGAUGACGUCACUGAUCGGUUUCACAUCGAUGAAAACGAAUGCCCAACGUUUUUACUAUUCCAUCGCGGCAAAAUGUACCGCUACAAGGAGUCGGCAAAAGACGUACGAACUCUCACCAACUUUGCUCUUUUCAAAUUCAAAGAGCAGCGAGGAAUGAGGGUGCCGGAGCCGCCGACUGCUAUAGAGCAUGUGUAUGAAUAUACCAAGGAAAAAAUCUUGGACGUUAUGGAAGACAAUCAAAUGCUGUCAGUGAUCGGAGUCGGAGGUUUGAUACUGAUCGUCGCCAUCACCCUGAUUAUCAAAGCCUAUCGAAUUAAACAACAGGAUAAGGCGAAGAGCGCCUAG